Messenger RNA from Dracunculus medinensis (Guinea worm), 435 nucleotides. The record is from the annotation of a GenBank genome assembly. NCBI's taxonomy places the organism in Eukaryota, Metazoa, Nematoda, Chromadorea, Rhabditida, Dracunculidae.
AUGGCGGAGAAGGAAUAUAAAAGCGCGGAUGAUGGUCGAUUUUUGUAUGCAGUUAUUACGACGUUAGCAGUAUAUAUGAUUAUCGGUUCUUUCGCUCAAUUUCUAUGUACCAUCAUUGGAUUUGCUUAUCCAGCAUAUGCUUCGGUAAAGGCGAUACGAACAUCGAAUAAAGAUGAAGAAAUUCGCUGGUUGAUUUAUUGGACGAAUUUCGCAGUUUUUUCAUUAACAGAUUUUUUUUCCGAAAUUAUAGUGGCUUAUUUUCCUGGUUAUUGGCUUCUAAAGAUAAGUUUUUUUCUAUAUGCCUUUUUUUUACUAUAUCUUUAUCUUCCACAAACUAAUGGUGCUUUCAUUAUUUACAAUAAGUAUGUUGAUCCAUCAGUGGCAAAAAUUGACGAAAUUGUCUCGUCUUAUACUACGCAUAUCUGUUCCACCUGA